Messenger RNA from Ceratitis capitata (Mediterranean fruit fly), 1475 nucleotides. RefSeq names its product putative fatty acyl-CoA reductase CG5065. Gene Ontology annotation, molecular function: alcohol-forming very long-chain fatty acyl-CoA reductase (NADP+) activity. The transcript is spliced from 8 exons. Gene Ontology annotation, biological process: long-chain fatty-acyl-CoA metabolic process. NCBI's taxonomy places the organism in Eukaryota, Metazoa, Arthropoda, Insecta, Diptera, Tephritidae. Gene Ontology annotation, cellular component: peroxisome. Bases 4 to 1452 code for a protein of 482 amino acids. The record is from RefSeq and is a predicted model, not a curated record.
AAAAUGUGUGAGCCCGAAGAUUUCUACAAGGAUGCCGUUAUAUUUGUAACAGGUGCCACUGGCUUUGUGGGCAAAACUUUGUUGGAAAAGUUGCUUUGGAGUUUUCCACAAAUCGCACAUAUCUACAUAUUGAUACGAGAAAAGAGCGGCUUAACGGUGGCGCAACGUUAUCAGGAUUUUGUGCAACACAAAAUAUUUGAGCGCUUACGUACGCACUUUCCAGAGCGGCUGGAAAAACUAGUCUAUCUGAAGGGUAACAUUGAGUGUGACGAUUUCGGCUUGAGUUCCAACGAUCGCCAACUGCUAGGUGCGCAUGUGCAGAUAAUUUUCCAUAGCGCAGCGACAGUUCGCUUCAAUGAACGUUUGAAAGUUGCCGCAUGUGUUAAUGCCAUCGGUACUUGGCAUCUUUUAGAGUUGUGCAAGCAAAUGCCGAAUUUAAAGAGUUUUGUCUACGUCUCCACAGCUUAUUGUAAUCCGGGUCGGAAAUUUGUCGAUGAACAAAUAUAUCCCACACUGCCGCCGGUGAAUUGGAAAAUGUUUGUGGAUUGCACUAAUAAAAUACCAGAUGCAUAUUUCAAUAGUUUGGCUAAUUAUAUUAAGGGCCCACAUCCGAACACGUACACCUUUACCAAAUCGAUAGCCGAACAAAUUGUGAAUGAUUACAAACACUACGUACCAAUUGUUAUCGUACGACCGUCAAUUGUGACAGCAGCACACCGUGAACCCUAUCCAGGUUGGAUUGAUAACAUACAAGGUAUCACCGGCAUUAUGAUGGAAAUUGGAAAAGGUACGAUAAGCAGCAUUUUAGGGGAUAAGGACAUUAUAUGCGAUAUAAUACCAGUCGACUUUGUAGUCAAUUCUCUUAUACUAAUGGCACAAAAGGCAACGUUGGGAAGAGUUUACAUUGCCAACGCUACAUCGGGCGUCACAAAUCCCAUCACGUGGGCGCGUCUCGGUUGUUUGACGUUGAAGUGGUCGCGUAUAUAUCCAACCAAACGCAUUAUGAUGUAUCCACAUUUUAAAUAUCGGAAAAGUUUUUUGAUGCAUGAAAUUGCGGUAAUCAUACUACAUUAUGUACCGGCAUUGCUAAUGGAUUUGCUCACCUUGUUGCAAAAGAAACGAAAAUUUGUCUUGCCAAUUGCGAAAAAGUUUCGACAAGCCUGUUUGGCAGGUCGUACGUUCUCGCUGAAUGAGUGGAUUUUCAAAAACAAAAGUCGUUAUUACUUCGAAGAGUUGCUACAACACAGCUCAACCCUACACGAAUUAUCUUGGAACUUGGAAACCUUGGAUUAUGAUAGCUAUAUAAGAGAAUUUGUUAUUGGCAUACAAAAAUAUCUACAUCACGAACAAUUUCAUGACAAUGCUAAAAAGUGGAAGAUCACACGUUUAUAUUGGACCUGGACAUUUUUACACACAUUUCUACCACUAUUGGGUAUUUAUUGCUUGAUAUAAAAUAAUUUGGUUCAGCUUAAGCG